Molecule: messenger RNA, 2204 nt
Organism: Uloborus diversus
Lineage: Eukaryota; Metazoa; Arthropoda; Arachnida; Araneae; Uloboridae
Gene: csul
Product: protein arginine N-methyltransferase 5-like
Exons: 17
Coding region: 5-1966 (653 amino acids)
Biological process (GO): regulation of DNA-templated transcription; peptidyl-arginine N-methylation
Cellular component (GO): nucleus; cytosol
Source: RefSeq, a predicted model, not a curated record
UUUAAUGCCUACUUCUUGCAUGUCCAAAAACUUCGAAAUGCCGACAAGAGAACACGUUUCUUGUGGCCUUUCUUAUCAUAAUGUUACUGACAUUUAUGAUGCUUUGGGAAAUGCUUCACAAUCAGGCUAUACUUUUAUUGUUACACCCAUUGCCCAUCCAAGGUUUCGCAGAGAAUUUCUUGGUGGUAAAGCUCAUCAGAGACAAGGAGCAUUUACAAGAUCUGAUUUAGUGUUGAGCAGUCAUGAUUGGAGUAACCUAAUUGUUGGUAAGAUUUCUCCAUGGAUUAAUUUAGAUUCACCAGUUUUAGAAGCUCGGCAAAAUUCAGAAAGGGCUUUGGAACAAGAAAUGAACUAUGCUGCACAUCUUUGCUUGCCGGCAAUAGUAAUUUCUCUCAGAGAUUCAAAUUGUGUCAACCUAGCUCGUCAUGUAUAUUCUAAAAUUUUGGGAUCUGGUGGACAUCAGCCUACCUAUAAUGUGUGGAUACAUGUUCCAAUGAAGGCUGCUGAAGAUGAAUCAAAAAUAUUUAUUAAUUCUCUGUGCAAUGGUGUUGGCGAUGCUGAUGCAGAGUCACUUGAAGUAGAAUCCAAGGUUGACACUUGGGAAUGGUGGAAUACUUUCAGAUCAGUAUGUAAUACUGACAGGAAAGUUUGCUUAGCUUUAGAAUUGAGUGAAGAUCUUCCUAAUUAUAUGGAAAUUCAAAGGUGGCUUGGUGAGCCAAUAAAAUGUGUUUUUGUUAAAACCACAUUAUUUUCUACGAAUAAGAAAGGAUUUCCAGUUCUUUCUAGAGCACAUCAAGCUGUUUUGAAAAAAAUGUUUAAGGUUAGCAUCAAUAAGCUUGAUAUUCAAGUGGUAAUUUGUGGUAGCAAUAAACAUAGCAACAUCAGGCACUAUCAUCAAUACAUGGAUCAUUUAUGGACUACUCAAGACCCUGAUGAUGCUUUGUCAAGUUAUGCUAAAGGAUACGAAGAUUUCUUACAAAUUCCAUUACAACCUUUGAUGGAUAAUUUAGAAUCAAAUACCUACGAAAUAUUUGAAAAGGAUCCAACAAAAUAUACAGAGUAUCAGAGGGCUAUCCACUGUGCAUUAUUAGACAAAGUUAGUGAAGAAGAAAAAGAUACAAAGACAAUUGUGUUGAUGGUUGUUGGUGCUGGCAGAGGACCUUUAGUUAGAGCAGCUUUGGCUGCAGCAAAAAAUGCUCGACGUUUAGUAAAAGUAUAUGCAGUUGAAAAAAAUCCAAAUGCCAUUGUGACAUUAUGUGCACAACAAAAUGAAAUGUGGGGUGAUCAAGUUACUGUUGUUCCCUGUGAUAUGCGAGAAUUUAACCCACCCGAGAAAGCAGAUAUCCUUGUAUCUGAGCUUCUGGGUUCUUUUGGAGACAAUGAAUUGUCCCCUGAAUGCUUAGAUGGUGCUCAAAAGUUUCUUAAAGAGGAUGGUAUCAGCAUUCCAUCCAGCUAUACAAAUUAUGCAGUUCCUGUUAGUGCUCCUAAGUUAUUUAGUGAAAUAGGUGCUAUGCGUGAAAAGGAUAAACCAGCUUCUGCCUUAUAUGAAAUGUCAUAUGUUGUACAUUUGCACAAUCACACACCUUUGUCUACUCCACAACCAUUGUUCACAUUUUUUCAUCCUAAUAGAGUUGAAGUUCCAAAUAAUACAAGAUAUGGAAAACUAACUUUUAAAAUCCCUUACAAUUGUGUUGUUCAUGGAUUUGCUGGAUAUUUUGAUACUGUUCUGUAUAAAGAUAUUAAACUGAGCAUUCUUCCAUCAACUCAUUCCCCCGGUUUAUUUAGUUGGUUUCCAAUUUUUUUCCCACUAAAAGACUCAGUAUAUGUUGGUUCAAAUCAAGAGUUGGAUGUCCAUUUCUGGAGAUGUGUUUCACCUCGAAAUGUGUGGUAUGAAUGGAUGGUUACCAAACCUGUUAUUGGGGCUAUUCAUAAUCCAGGAGGAAGGUCUCACACUAUAGGACUUUAAUUGUUAGUUAACUAAUUUUUGAAGUCGAUGCUUUUAUAUUGUCAUUUGUCAUUGUAAGUCUCCAUUUUUAGUUUUAUAAAUAAAAAAGCAUUUUUGAUUUUUAGAGCAUUUAUUCAUAUGUAUUAUUUCCCAAGAAGGAUAUGUGUGCUUAUAUUGGUAAGAAGUUUUGUAUAGUAUUUUUUAAAUAAGUAAUUGUCAGUCAUUCACCAAAAAAUAGAUGAGGAGUGACAGAAACAAA